GUGGAAGUGUGGGUUGUGGUUACAGGUCUCGUAAAUGGUAAACUGUAAAAGUCUUGUAGCACCUUUUGCCACCGUAUAUUCGUUUUCAUACGGAAAAUGACUAGUGAGAGUUUUCAUUUGGAAAGAUCGAAAAGAAACAUGGCAGGCGAUGAGCUGCUGCACGCGGUAGAAUCGCUUGGUGAGACGCCAUUUCGCCAGGUUGAUCCACAGAAAAGAUCGCGCUUUAACCAGCGCGACUGCGAGAAGCUCAUGCUGAUCGUGGCAUGUCGAAAGACGUAUUCUGCGCCGCACGGGACUGGAGAGACGGAGUGGCAGGGUGUUGCAGACGAGCUCAACACCGCCGUUGGGGCAUCGUUUUCGAGCAGAUCUUGCCGUGAUAAGGUAGCUGCGCUACUUAGGGAGCAUGUUAAAGCUUCCGCUGUUAGCCGACGUGCUAGUGGUGUAGCUGAAACACACACUACGUUGAGCGACUAUACUGAGGCUUACCUCCAGCUCAAGACCAGCUUUGAGGAGAAACGAAAUGCUGAAAAGGACAAGAAGACACGCAGGGCAAAGCGCCUUGCAUCUGCUGGUGGGAAAGCGAUGCAUUUAAACGACGCAGGACUGGACAAGGACCGCGAGAGGCACUAUCGGUGGCAGGUUCGAGUGAUGGCAGCGACCACGGCGAACAAGAUGAGGGUGCCAACUCCGAUGCUGAAGUACGUUCCUUCCUUGGUAGCGCUUACAGUAGUGAAGAUGAGGAAAAACAGGAGGAGGGUUGCUCAAGCGAAAGUGAUGAAAGCGAAGACCAGGAAGACACAAGUAGUCGUAACAGAAGUCGCCUGCGUGUAAGUGAAACUUGGGCAAGGGAAGCAGCGAUGAUGGAGAAGGAGAGAGAGCUUCAAGCAUCGCGUGACCGGAACAUCGAGAGGGUUCUCGAAGCACUACCAAGAUGCUGUUUGAUGAGCUAAAAACCAGCCGCAUCAACGACAUCAACAACCAGCAUUAGCUGCAAGCAUCGAGUAACUCUAUUGCAGCUCCUACCAAGUUUUGAUUACAACUCAAAGUGCUAUAACUUCACAUCAAGGAAAAUAUAAAAGCUUUCUUUUAAACGU
This is a messenger RNA of Phytophthora nicotianae INRA-310, 1094 nucleotides long. RefSeq lists its product as hypothetical. Lineage: Eukaryota; Oomycota; Peronosporomycetes; Peronosporales; Peronosporaceae. The transcript is spliced from 2 exons. The coding region runs from base 97 to 831 and encodes 244 amino acids. The record is from RefSeq and is a predicted model, not a curated record.